GAAGAUCAUUAAAAAUCAUUAUUUAAAUAUAUCAUGUGUGUCUCUCCUAGCAAACAUGUCAUCAUCACACAACAAAAUCAUUGCGUCCUCUUUCUCCUUUCAUUUUUUCCCUUGUUUUGCUUCAAAUUGAUCAAACUCAAAACUAUAUAUAUAUAACCCUCAAACCCAACCAACCCCCUUACAAUAUAUAACCCCUCACAUUCUCAACACAACACAACACAACACAAAAACCAUAUAACCGGUCACCCACCAAAACCAUGGUCUCCGAGAACAUCCGAGUCUCAAAACGCGUUUGCAUUAUUGGUGCUGGCCCAUCAGGCUUAGUGGCAGCCAGAGAGCUAAGGAAGGAGACCCAUGAUGUGGUUGUUAUUGAGCAAAACAACGAGGUGGGAGGACAAUGGCUUUAUAAUGACGAUGAUCAUGAUCAUGACCAUGAUCAAGAUCAAUUGGGAGUGGGAAAUGACGGUGUAAAAGUGCAUAGCAGCAUUUACUCGUCAUUGAGACUCACCUCCCCAAGAGAAAUAAUGGGUUAUAGUGAUUUCCCAUUUUUGAUUAAGAAAGGAAGAGAUGUGAGGAGGUUUCCUGGGCAUAGGGAGCUUUUGUUGUAUCUAAAGGAUUUCAGUGAGCGGUUUGAGAUUAGAGAGUUGAUUAGGUUUAACACUAGAGUUGAGUAUGUGGGUAUGUUGGAUUAUGGAAAGUUUGGGAAGGAUUUGAGAUGGAUUGUGAGGACUAAGGAUCAAAACAUGUCUCAUGAUCACAAGGUGGAAGAAGUUUUUGAUGCUGUUGUGGUGGCCACAGGCCAUUAUUCUCAACCUAGGUUGCCUCUCAUCAAAGGUAUGGAUGUAUGGAAAAGAAGGCAAAUACACAGUCAUGUUUACAGAGUUCCUAAACCAUUCCAGAAUGAGGUGGUGGUGGUGGUUGGGAACUCACUAAGUGGGCAAGACAUAUCAAUGGAGCUUGUAGAUGUGGCAAAGGAGGUUUAUCUAAGUGUUAAGUCUCUUCAUCAAAUUUCCCAGGGCUUGUCUAAAGUCAUAUCCAAGCAUCCUAACUUGCAUCUGUAUCCUCAGAUAGAAGCCCUUGAAGAAGAUGGAAGAGUAUUCUUCAUGGAUGGAUCAUGGGUUAUUGCAGAUACCAUCAUAUAUUGCACAGGGUAUUCUUAUUCAUUCCCAUUUCUUGACACCAAAGGAAUAGUAAUGGUAGAUGAUGAUAGAGUGGGACCAUUAUAUGAGCACACCUUCCCCCCAUCACUUGCUCCAUCCCUCUCCUUUGUUGGCAUCCCUAGAAAGAUCAUUGGGUUCCCUUUCUUCGAGUCUCAAGCAAAAUGGAUAGCACAAUUGUUGUCGGGGAAGAGAACUCUCCCUUCACAAGAGGACAUGAUGAAAUCAAUCAAGGACUUCUAUCACUCAAAAGAUAUCUCAGGCAUUCCCAAGCAUAAUACCCAUGACAUUGCUGAUUUUGAGUAUUGUGAUAAAUAUGGAGACAAUGUUGGGUUCCCACAUCUUGAAGAAUGGAGGAAAGAUCUGUGCCUAUCUGUCUUGAAGAACUCAGAAGUCAACUUGGAGACGUAUAGAGAUUCAUAUGAGCAUGAUCAUGACUUGCUUCAAGUUGCUCAUCAAAGCCUUCACUUUACUCAACUUGAGGAUGAAGAUCAUUUUGCAUAAUCUUUUUGGGAAUUUUAAGUUGUUUUAAUUCUACUCUACUCCAUAUAUUCCAAUUAUAUGAACAAUUUGCUGUCAAAAACAAAAACUCAGAUUUGAUGGUCAAAUUGUCCAUGUAAAUGGAAAUAAUAUAUAUAUUAAUAUGGAAAUAAAGUACUUGCUCGAUCCUCUGUCUUAAAGUAAAUUGACAGGUCGAUCAGAAUUUGCAAGGGAUUCUUUUAGAUCCGUUUAUUUAUUUUAGAGCAGAUGGGUGGUGUUUAUCUCCUCCAUGUAUCUCAUUUUGUAUUCAAAAUUUAUAACUUGAAUUAUUAUUGGAUUGUUUAUUUGUAUUACAUGUUCAAAGUAUGUGUCAAUCUUUACUUUCUUAUUAUGUUAUAUAAUUUUCUCUGUUGGUAUUGA
Messenger RNA from Impatiens glandulifera, 2057 nucleotides. Its product is annotated as flavin-containing monooxygenase FMO GS-OX-like 9. Lineage: Eukaryota; Viridiplantae; Streptophyta; Magnoliopsida; Ericales; Balsaminaceae. Gene Ontology annotation, molecular function: NADP binding; N,N-dimethylaniline monooxygenase activity; flavin adenine dinucleotide binding. The transcript is spliced from 7 exons. The coding region runs from base 258 to 1661 and encodes 467 amino acids. The record is from RefSeq and is a predicted model, not a curated record.